Messenger RNA from Bombina bombina (fire-bellied toad), 832 nucleotides. RefSeq lists its product as uncharacterized. The record is from RefSeq and is a predicted model, not a curated record. NCBI's taxonomy places the organism in Eukaryota, Metazoa, Chordata, Amphibia, Anura, Bombinatoridae. The transcript is spliced from 6 exons. The coding region runs from base 4 to 798 and encodes 264 amino acids.
UACAUGUAUGACAGCAGCGAAUAUUUAGAGAUAGUGAACAACAGAGGUUCCUCAGGAAUCAUAAACAGAUAUAAGGGUCGCACAUCUCUGGUAAGAAAUGGACGAGACAGCUGCACCCUGAAGAUAAGCAAUUUAACAAGAUACGAUGGAAAUAAAUACUACACAGUUACGGAUGGUAAUUGGUUAAUUGAUCAAUUUGUUGAUCAACAAAGACGUAUUCAACUUUUGAUAAAAGAUGCACCAAAGGGAGUUCAUAUUGUUUCCAGCAAAACUAAAGAUGAUUAUAUAGAGCUAAUUUGUACAUUUUUAAGUAGCAGACCAAAUGUCACUGGCUACAUCUGGUUUAUUGAUGAUAUAUUCAUACAUAAUUAUACCAAACAAAUUCUGAAACUAGAAAACCUUCAAACAAACUCGGGGAAGUAUUACUGUGUUGCUCACAAUAAGGUUGGACUAACCAAGUCUUCAUCUUUACAAAUAAACAUCACUGAUAAACAAAAAGAAAUAGCCCAAAGUGGUACUUUACAAAUUCUUAUAAUACUGGCUGCUAUCAUAUUUUUAAUUAUGGCAAUAAUUCUUCUCUACUUUUGUAUAAGAAAAAGAAAAUUUUGUAUAACUUCAAAGGGCAAUAAUAAUAAUCAGGAUACCCAGUCAUCUGAUGCUGUUUAUACAGAGCUUAUGAAGAGAGAGACCUCUUCAGAAUAUGCGCAAUUAAAGCUUGAAAAACAUCUUUUAGUACCUGAAAAAAGAAUGGAUAUAAAUAGGAAUCUGGAGUAUGAAAACCUUGGAGAACAAAUAUGAAGAUCUCAUAUUCACACUUUCUGCACACACACAC